Molecule: messenger RNA, 2338 nt
Organism: Pseudoliparis swirei
Lineage: Eukaryota; Metazoa; Chordata; Actinopteri; Perciformes; Liparidae
Product: neurofilament heavy polypeptide-like
Exons: 4
Coding region: 134-1522 (462 amino acids)
Source: RefSeq, a predicted model, not a curated record
CAUUUAGAAUUACACAAGUUGGCCAGUUCCCGGUCUUCACUCUUGUCGUUUUCGUUUUCAGGCCCAAACGGAAAUCCAAAAUCUGUCCGAGACCUCCAGAGAUCUAGAGGAGAAGAAGAGGAGACUGACCUGCAUGCAGUCCGUCUACGUGAAGGAGCUUUCCCUUUUGUCCGGCUCGUCGGGCUCGCUGAUCAGAAACAAGCUGCAGGACAUCUGCGAGAAGCAGAAGGUGAAAGAAAAGAAGGCCGAGUGGAACCCCUUCUUCUCCAACCUCCUGGAGUCCAAAGCGGCGCUCGUGCAAUCCACCAUCUUGUAUUCGAAGCCGCCGCCGCCGGCCAAGCCGCUGCUGGAGCCGGACUUCUUCAGGACUCUGCUGCAGAACAAGAAGCCGCAGCUGCACGCCGUGAAGAACAAGCUGGCGUCGCUGCUGGAGUCCAACCUCAAAAGGGCUCUCACCCAACCCGGCGAGCCGCCGCCCAAGUCGGCGCCGCCGGGCGCCGCCGCCAAGUCCGCCGCGCCAGGGCCGGCCCGGCCGGCCUCGUCGCGCCGCCGGCCGUCGGACACGCCGCCGCAGUCCUUUUCUCUUCCUCUGAUUCGCUCCAAAACCGGCCGACUCAUCCUGCCCUCGUCUCUGAAACCGCUGGGUCACGGCUUCUACACUCUCAUGGUGAUGGAGCCGCGGAAAGCAGAGGAGGAUAAAGUCGUCUCUCACGUGAAGCCAGGUGACGUCGGGGAGUCGUCGGGGAAACAACCGGAGAGUUCUUCUGAACCCGACCGACGUUUGGAUUCGGGAAGCGAUCGUAUUUCAGAAGGCGAUAAAACCGUCCAAGCGUCAAACUUCAUCCCGAAGCCUCCGGGCGCGGCGGCCCCCGCGUCGGAGCCGCCGCCCCUCUUUAACAACGCCGUCUUCAUGCCGGCGGCGGCGGCAGCUCUGCAGGUCGCGGAGAGCAGCCUGCGGGGAUCGAACGGCGCUCCGACCGCCUGCCUGAGUUUCAAACCCGCGAAAGACGUUCCCGCUCCCGCCACCGAGCCGGAGUCCAGCCCCCCCCCCCUGCUCAACCGCUGCAGAGGCCGGCCCCGGAAGACCCCCACUCACCCCGAGGAAAACCCCGCGGCGGAAAACGACGGCGACGACAAAAGUAAAACGUCUCUCCUGGAUAAAGACGGGCCGAAUAAAAAACCGAGACCGGAGGGGACCGCGACGUUCGGCUUGUGGGGAAAGCUGAAGCCGGGCAAACGGCGCCCGGGACGGCCCCCGAAGAGCAAGACGAAGAAGCCGGCGCAGAUGUGGAUUCCUAAAGCCGGGCAGGCGCCGAGCGCCCCGCGGGCCUUCGAGGGCGACGGCUCCGUUCCCAACGGCUUUAGAAGCCCUCAUUCCAAACCCAGAGCGUCUCGGCCGUUAACGCGAGCCGCUCUGGGGAAAGACUUCCCCAGCGCCAAGAGGCGCUCCUGGAUCGACGUGGAGAAGGAACUGGAACCGGAGAUCCCGUCUGAGUCCUCGUCCGAUUCUGAGUCUGAAUAGUCCUCGUCUGAAUCGGGAGUCUUUUCUCAAAACUCAGUGGACAUUUUUUUUUUAUACUAGAGAAAUAAGUGGUUUUUUUGGUACAAAGAAUAUAAGAUAAAAGCAUUAACUGACCUGUUGAAUGUAUGAACGAAGAAAAAUGACCGACAACUCCCACAUUCAUCUUUUCUACGACGUAUUUUUUUGUCGCCGACUCUCUCGGUCACUUUUUCCGUCAAACGGCACAUUUGAGAUUUAUUCAAAUCAUGAUUUUUUUUUUGUUGGAAGUCAUUUUUGUUAUUGAUCCCUAUGCAAUGAAAUAGAAAUCAAGCGGCAGCAGGCGCGAUAUUCCGAGACGCGCGACGCCUUUUUCGGGCGGCUGUUUCAUGAACUCCAUCGAACCUCCAUGUUAACUUAUGUCUUUUCCAUUUUUAGUGAGAGCUAGUUUGAGGCACGCGUCCCUUUUUCCCGAAAGUGAUUGUUUUUUCCCAUAUUUACUCUGAAAAUCAAAUGUAGUUGCACUUUAUGUUCUUUUUGGUAGAAACCACCCAUGAUUCUUGUCUAGUAGCGGUCUGUUUUCUGGGGAGUUCGCUCCGUAAUAUGCACAUAAACCUGAUGUGUCGCAAGCAAUCAAGAAAGGGGGAAAAAAAAGCUUUUUGUCAUAAUAUUGUAUCUGAAAAUAACCUCUGUAAAUAGUAUAUUUCUUCUCUUUUUUUUAAUCGCAAUACUUUGUGGGUGAUUUUUUUUGAAACACUGGUUUUCCUGAUACUUCAGUUCCUUUGGAAAUGUGAAAAAUAAUGUGGCCUUUAAAAUCAAUAAAAACGACAUGCAUUUAUA